CGGGGCCGGCGCUUCCCCGGAGGCGGCGUGAGGCGGCGGCGGCGGCCCAGCCCGCGGCCGAAGAGGACGGAGCCCCGGCCACGCCGAGGGGGGUGCUGGCACAUGUGUCCUGGUCCCCGACACCCUUCUAUGGGCCUAGGGAUCUGUCCGUCCUCCUCGGCAUCAACGGAGCCUUCUCAAACCUGCAGGGGUCCUUGGUGAAUUUUGUCAUGGUCAUUUAAGGAACCUCGUGUAGAAGUCCCAACUCGCAGUUCCCCAUCGCUGGGAAGGCGUGGACUCCAAGAUGAUUAUAAAGGAAUAUCGGAUUCCUCUGCCAAUGACUGUGGAGGAGUACCGCAUCGCCCAGCUGUACAUGAUACAGAAGAAGAGCCGUAACGAGACAUAUGGCGAAGGGAGUGGAGUGGAGAUCCUGGAGAACCGGCCAUACACAGACGGCCCUGGUGGCUCCGGGCAGUACACGCACAAGGUGUACCACGUGGGCAUGCACAUUCCUGGCUGGUUCCGCUCCAUUCUGCCCAAGGCAGCCCUGCGGGUGGUGGAGGAGUCCUGGAAUGCCUACCCCUACACCCGGACCAGGUUCACCUGCCCUUUUGUGGAGAAAUUCUCCAUCGACAUUGAAACCUUUUAUAAAACCGAUGCUGGAGAAAACCCCAAUGUGUUCAACCUUUCUCCUGUGGAAAAGAACCAGCUGACAAUCGACUUCAUCGACAUCGUCAAAGACCCCGUGCCCCCCAAUGAGUAUAAGACAGAGGAGGACCCCAAGCUGUUCCAUUCGACCAAGACCCAGCGGGGACCCCUGUCCGACAACUGGAUCGAGGAGCACAAGAGCCAGGUCUCCCCGCUUAUGUGCGCCUACAAGCUGUGCAAGGUGGAGUUCCGCUAUUGGGGCAUGCAGUCCAAGAUCGAGAGGUUCAUCCACGACGUCGGCCUGCGGCGGGUGAUGGUGCGGGCCCAUCGGCAGGCCUGGUGCUGGCAGGACGAGUGGUACGGGCUGAAUAUGGAGAACAUUCGGGAGCUGGAGAAGGAGGCGCAGCUCAUGCUGUCCCGCAAGAUGGCUCAGUUCAACGAAGACAAGGAGGGGGCCGCGGAGCUCACCAAGGACGAAGCCGCCCAGAACCAGGCCCCCAGGGAGCCCCCCAAGCCCAGCAGCAGCAAUGGGGAACCCCUGGCAGGGCGGGGCCUGAAGAAGCAGUGGUCCACAUCCUCCAAGUCAUCACGGUCAUCCAAGCGGGGAGCCAGUCCUUCCCGCCACAGCCUCUCGGAGUGGAGGAUGCAGAGUAUUGCCAGGGACUCCGAUGACAGCUCUGAGGAUGAGUUCUUUGAUGCACACGAGGACCUGUCUGACUCAGAGGAAAUAUUCCCCAAGGACAUCACCAAAUGGAGCUCCAACGACCUCAUGGACAAAAUCGAGAGCCCAGAGCUGGAGGACACGCAGGAUGGUCUAUACCGCCAGAGCACCCCUGAGUUCAGGGUGGCCUCCAGUGUGGAACAGCUGAGCAUCAUCGAGGAUGAGUCCAGCCAGCCGCUGGCCGUGCCACCCUCCAAGAUCCACGUGCUGCUGCUGGUGCUGCAUGGAGGCACCAUCCUGGACACAGGCACCGGGGACCCCAGCUCCAAGCAGGGUGACACCAACACCAUCGCUAGUGUAUUCGACACCGUCAUGCGUGUGCACUACCCGAGCGCACUGGGCCACCUCGCCAUCCGCCUGGUGCCCUGCCCACCUGUGUGCUCUGACGCUUUCGCCCUCGUCUCCAACCUCAGCCCCUAUAGCCAUGAUGAAGGCUGUCUGUCCAGCAGUCAGGAUCACAUCCCCCUGGCUGCUCUGCCCCUGCUGGCCACCUCCUCGCCACAGUACCAGGAGGCGGUUGCCACGGUGAUCCAGCGGGCCAACCUCACCUAUGGGGACUUCAUCAAGUCCCAGGAGGGCAUAACCUUCAGUGGGCAGGUCUGCCUCAUUGGGGACUGCGUUGGGGGGAUCCUGGCGUUUGAUGCCUUAUGCCACAGCAGCCAGCCAGUGUGUGAGAGUCAGAGCAGCAGCCGCCGAGGCAGCGUGGUCAGUGUGCAGGACACUGACCUCCUGUCCCCCGGCAUCCUGGUGAAUGCUGCACACUGCUCCAGUGACAGCAGUGGUGGUGGCAGUGGUGGCGGCUCCAGCCUGGAGAGCAGUCGGCACCUGAGCCGCAGCAACAUCGACAUCCCCCGCAGCAAUGGCACUGAGGAUCCCAAAAGGCAACUGCCCCGCAAGAGGAGUGACUCAUCCACCUACGAGCUGGACACCAUCCAGCAGCACCAGGCUUUCCUGUCCAGCCUCCAUGCCAGUGUGCUGCGGAAUGAGCCCAACACCCGCCGCUCAAGCAGCUCCACCAUGCUGGAUGGCGCGGGGGGCCUGGGCAAGUUUGACUUUGAGAUCACCGACCUCUUCCUCUUUGGGUGCCCGCUGGGGCUGGUCCUGGCCUUGAGGAAAACCGUCCUCCCAGCCCUGGAUGUUUUCCAGCUGCGGCCGGCCUGCCAGCAAGUGUACAACCUGUUCCACCCCGCGGACCCAUCGGCCUCCCGCCUGGAGCCACUGCUGGAGCGGCGCUUCCAUGCCCUGCCGCCCUUCAGCAUCCCCCGCUACCAGCGCUACCCGCUGGGGGACGGCUGCUCCGCGCUGCUGGUCGAGACUGUGCAGAGAAACCCCGAGCUGCUCCUGGAGGGCGGGCCCCUGGCCCCUCUUCCCCACAGGGACGGCUUCCUGGAAACCAGUAUCCCCGUUCCCGCGCUCACCGGGCAAGAUGGGCCCCGCCAGAGCCCGGGCUGUGCUGAGUCAGAUGCGCUCCAGACCCACACUGUGGUCUUCCAAGAGCAUGCAGCCCCCUCCUCGCCCGACACGGCCCCCACUAGCCGUGGCUUCCGCCGAGCCAGUGAGAUCAGCAUCGCCAGCCAGGUGUCAGGCAUGGCCGAGAGCUACACGGCAUCCAGCAUUGCCCAGAAGGCCCCCAAGUCGCUCAGCCACACCCCCAGCAUCAGGCGCCUGUCCCUGCUCGCCCUGCCCCCCCCAACCCUCACAAGCCCUGGCCCCCGCCCUUGGGUCAGGCAGGCAAGCCCCUGCCUGGAAAGUGCCUCCUGCCUCCCUGGCCUGGACAUCGGAGAAGUUGCUGCAAAGUGGUGGGGCCAGAAGCGGAUUGACUACGCCCUGUACUGCCCUGACGCUCUCACAGCCUUUCCCACGGUGGCCCUGCCCCACCUGUUCCAUGCCAGCUACUGGGAGUCAACAGACGUGGUCUCCUUCCUGCUGAGACAGGUCAUGAGGCAUGACAAUUCCAGCAUCUUGGAGCUGGAUGGCAAGGAGGUGUCAGUGUUCACUCCCUCGAAGCCGAGAGAGAAAUGGCAGCGCAAGAGGACCCACGUGAAGCUGAGGAACGUGACAGCCAACCACCGGAUCAAUGAUGCAGUAGCCAACGAAGACGGCCCACAGGUUCUGACGGGCCGGUUCAUGUAUGGGCCCUUGGACAUGGUCACCCUGACUGGGGAGAAGGUGGACGUGCACAUCAUGAUGCAGCCGCCCUCGGGGGAGUGGCUGUACCUGGACACGCUGGUGACCAACAGCAGUGGGCGCGUCUCCUAUACCAUCCCUGAGACGCACCGCCUGGGGGUGGGCGUCUACCCUAUCAAGAUGGUGGUCAGGGGGGACCACACGUUUGCCGACAGCUACAUCACUGUGCUGCCUAAGGGCACGGAGUUUGUGGUCUUCAGUAUCGAUGGCUCCUUUGCCGCUAGCGUGUCCAUCAUGGGCAGCGACCCCAAGGUGCGGGCCGGGGCAGUGGAUGUGGUGCGGCACUGGCAGGACCUGGGCUACCUCAUCAUCUACGUGACAGGCCGGCCCGACAUGCAGAAGCAGCGGGUGGUGGCGUGGCUGGCCCAGCACAACUUCCCCCACGGCGUGGUGUCCUUCUGCGACGGCCUGGUGCAUGACCCGCUGCGGCACAAGGCCAACUUCCUGAAGCUACUCAUCUCUGAGUUGCACUUGCGUGUGCACGCGGCCUACGGCUCUACCAAGGACGUGGCGGUUUACAGCUCCAUCAGCCUGUCACCCAUGCAGAUCUACAUUGUGGGCCGGCCCACCAAGAAGCUGCAACAGCAAUGCCAGUUCAUCACAGAUGGGUACGCAGCCCACCUGGCCCAGCUCAAGUACAACCACCGGGCACGGCCAGCCCGCAACACGGCCACCCGCAUGGCGCUGCGCAAGGGCAGCUUUGGCCUGCCCAGCCAGGGUGACUUCCUGCGCUCCCGGAACCACCUGCUCCGCACCAUCUCCACCCAGCCCAGUGGGCCCAGCCACCGGCACGAGAGGACACAGAGCCAGGCAGACAGCGAGCAGCGUGGCCAGCGCAGCAUGAGCAUGGCGGCUGGCUGCUGGGGCCGCACCAUGACUGGCCGGCUCGAGCCGGGCGGAGCCACGGGCCCCAAGUAGGGCACCGCUGGGGAGGCACUACAGUCUCCAUGGUGCUAGGCCAGGUGGCAGCCCCGCCAGGAGCCCUGGCCUGGGCACACGCAGUUGGCUGGGACAAGCACAGAUGCGGCCCUGGGAGCUUGUCCUAAGUCCCUGUGGAGGACACAGGAUGUACCACAUAGUCCUCCCAGCCCUGCCUCAUGUCCUAGAAUCUGAGGGGUCCAGCUCAUCGUGGAAGCUGGCAGGACCACCAGCCCCAGGAUGACAGAGGGACCAGGACUCCCCACUUGGACUGGCCCAGGAGAUGCCCCUGGAAAAUCUGUGCUGCAUUGACCUCCCAGCACCUGAUGCCAGGUGUGGCCCAAGCCUGUGGCCCAGCCUGCCAACUCCCAUUCCCUCCCCUUGGGUAGCAGCUUGUUAACUCGAGUUACUCAACUUUUCAACCUCACUGGUUUUGCACUGAUUUCUGAGAGAGCGGAGACCCACUUCCAUCUCCUAUGGAUACAGACUCGUUGACAUGCAUGAAAAUUCAAUAUUUGCUGAUACAGAACCUGUUACCACACAGAAAGCUCCAGGGCAGCAGAUCCUUACGCAAGCAGGAGAGAAAGGCCAUAUCUUCAUUUCUGCAGCCCCACCAGGCCUGCCAGCGCCAUGGGAACCCCAGACCCUGGCCCGCCAUCUCCCUGCCCCACCUGGAACCCAGUCUGGCCACAGGUCUGGUAUCAUUUCCGGCCCUGGACAGCCCAGGUGCAAGGCCCAUGAACCCCAGCGCCAGCUCCCAAGUUGCCCCGCCUCAGGCCACGGGGCCCGCACAAGCCUGGCCUCCUCUUCACUCCUUGUGGCCAUCAGUCAAGGCCGCGCUGCGGCCCUCCGGCCCUCCUGCCCUCCCUGCAUUUCUACGCCUUUCUACUUCUCAAUCUGAUUUCUAUGAGGUUUUUUUAAAUGAGCAAUCCUUGGCUGCUUCCUUUUCUUAACUCUUUCAAUACCAAGCGCAGCCCCUCCACAUGGAAAACACCCAGCACUGUGACGGAGUCCAGCCUGGUCUGAGUCCUGUGGGCCCUACCCCUGCCCACUCAGCAGGGCGUGGGCUCCCUGCCUCACCUGACCCCCACUAAUUCCACGGGGUUUCUACUUGGGGGUGGGUGGGGCACACUCUUAGGUUUUUUUAAUGCCAAUUCCGUUUCGAUGCCGAAUCUAAGAAGCCACCACUCGCUUCGUUAGCUCAAGAGCAGGCAGCCCCGACUUCAUUUCUCUCCUAAACAAGGACCAGGCUGUCCUGCACACCGGGUCUGAACAUCAGCCCUCCCUCCCCAGUGCCGAGCAUGAGCUCGGCUCCUCCACCCUCCCUGAGGUGGGAGCGCCUGCCUGGCCCCAGCCAGCUGUCCAGUGACAAGGCUCUGUCCCCGAGAAGAUGCUGCUGACCCGGAUCUGGCCUCAGGCCAUGUGGGCUGGGCUGGGAGGUGCAGAUCGUUGUUAACUUUUUCCUGUGUGUAGAUAUGUACAGCCAAAGGGUCAUGUAAAUGUUCUACAAAAGCGGGCCUAUACAGAGUGAAAGCUAUUUAUUUUGUGCAGAGAAAAAUGUCUGGAGGAACAGAACCUUCAGGGUUUAUUCAUAUUUAAGAUGUAGCUUUGUGUUGUUGUUGCAGGCGUGUGUUGUUGUUGCAGGCGUUAUGUAUAAAGCAACAACUGUUUUAUGGACCAAGUUUUCAUGUAACUGUUGCAAUGGAAGUGCAAUAUCUGAUCCCCUCUGCUUCCCAGCGGGAAGUCACUCGGCCCGACAAUCACAGCCCCAGCCAGGGGCCCCUGUGGCCAGCGCCUCCUCCUCUGUCGGUCCCACCUCACCCUGUCUUGCCUACCACCUCGGUGACCAGCCACCCGGAGAAGCACCUGGAAGAGUCUCAGGCCCGCCUGCAAUAAAAGCCAGGAGGCCUCCUAGCCUGGGAGGCCCUGCGGGCAGUGGGCCCAGCCUCUCCAUAGGGGACAGCUCCCCCACGGCUCCGCGCUGCCUGCCUGCCUGCCCAGCCGCCAGCCAUGCCAAGGACAACAGCAAUAGUCCCCUGGGCCCUUCCUGGGGCCCUUAGCCAUAGAUGGUGAGAUGGGCAGCCCCCUCCCCACUGAAGUCUCUUCUGUAUCCAGGUCUGCUUCUCCCUUCCUUCAGAUAGAUUCCUUUUGGCACAUUCUCCUCUUGAAGAAGCACCAGUUUUUCAGAAACUGAGAGGGAGGGCAAAAUCCUUUAAAAAUACCAAAAAUGUUUACAGCGUUGGGUGCUGAGCUGCAGGGCUCAGGCCUGACCAGUAGUAACCAAAGGGUGAGGCAGGCCACACUGACUGCCACCCCCACCCCAGGCCUGUUGGAAUAGAAGCCUUAGUCCCUCCCCACCCUGCCCCCCAGCCCCAGAUCCCACCACCUGCCUUCUCUUUGAUUUCUAAAGAGGGAUUCUGCAGAGACCUCCGCCCCCUCCCCAGCUCAGUCUGAGCUGCCUGCCCACCCAUCACAGUCUUCAUAUCCCAUCUGUCCUGUGCCGUCUGUCUCUCUGGGCCAUGUGUGAGCAGUGUCCUGACCACCCCCUGCUGUCCCGCCAUCAUUGGCCUGAGUGUGCUCUGUAUACAGCGUCCUUGU
Molecule: messenger RNA, 7051 nt
Organism: Cynocephalus volans (Philippine flying lemur)
Lineage: Eukaryota; Metazoa; Chordata; Mammalia; Dermoptera; Cynocephalidae
Gene: PITPNM2
Product: phosphatidylinositol transfer protein membrane associated 2
Exons: 27
Coding region: 284-4453 (1389 amino acids)
Biological process (GO): phospholipid transport
Cellular component (GO): cytoplasm
Molecular function (GO): phosphatidylinositol transfer activity; metal ion binding; phosphatidylcholine binding
Source: RefSeq, a predicted model, not a curated record